Mucor mucedo is the source of this 1506-nucleotide messenger RNA. RefSeq names its product cysteine desulfurase. Lineage: Eukaryota; Fungi; Mucoromycota; Mucoromycetes; Mucorales; Mucoraceae. The record is from RefSeq and is a predicted model, not a curated record. The coding region runs from base 16 to 1434 and encodes 472 amino acids. Gene Ontology annotation, biological process: [2Fe-2S] cluster assembly. Gene Ontology annotation, cellular component: nucleus; cytosol; mitochondrion. Gene Ontology annotation, molecular function: cysteine desulfurase activity; pyridoxal phosphate binding. The transcript has 6 exons.
UCUUUUUUAUCAGUCAUGUUGAGAAAGGCAUUACAACAAUCAUUUAAAAGAACUAGCCUUGUUCAACCCUUGGUAGCUAAUCGCUUGUUUUCGAUCCAUGCUACCCAGCGUCAGGAAUCAGGCACCUUGAAGCCUACUUCAGACUCUUUGGGUUUUGACACCAAGGCCGUCAAGGACUUCGAUAGACCUAUUUAUCUUGAUAUGCAAGCUACUAGUCCUACUGAUCCCAGAGUCUUGGAUGCCAUGCUUCCUUACAUGACUGAAUUAUACGGUAAUCCCCACUCCAGAACUCACAAAUAUGGUUGGGAGACCGAAAAAGCUGUCGAAAAAGCCCGUGAGGAAGUUGCUAAAUUGAUUAAUGCAGACCCUAAAGAAAUCAUCUUUACUUCUGGCGCUACCGAAUCCAACAAUUUGAGUAUCAAGGGUGUUGCACGAUUCUACAAGAACAAAAAGAAGCACAUCAUCACCACACAAAUUGAACACAAAUGUGUUUUAGAUUCAUGCAGAGUUUUACAAGAAGAAGGGUUUGAAGUCACCUAUUUACCCGUACAAACCAACGGUCGUAUUGACAUGAAGCAAUUGGAAGAAGCCAUUCGACCCGAUACUGCACUUGUUUCCAUCAUGACCAUCAAUAAUGAAAUUGGUGUGAUGCAGCCUAUUGAAGAAAUUGGUAAAUUGUGCAAGUCUAGAAAGGUCUUUUUCCACACCGAUGCUGCUCAAGCCGUGGGCAAAGUCCCUUUGGAUGUCAACGCCAUGAAUAUCGAUUUAUUGAGUUUAUCUGGCCAUAAAUUGUAUGGUCCCAAGGGUAUCGGUGCCAUCUAUGUCCGUAGAAGACCCAGAGUUCGUUUGGAGGCUGUCCAAAGUGGUGGUGGUCAAGAAAGAGGUUUGAGAAGUGGUACUGUUCCUCAUCCUUUAGUUGUUGGUUUAGGUGAGGCUUGUAAAAUCGCUAAUGAAGAAAUGAAGCGGUGGAUGUUUGCUUUGGGCGGUCUAAUCGGUUCAUUAGGAAUAUACGAUCAUGAUAGAAUCGCUAAACUCUCUAAACGUUUAAUUGAUGGUAUUCAAUCUCAAGUGGAAGAAGUCUAUCGUAACGGUGAUCCCGAUCAUAACUAUCCCGGUUGUGUCAAUUUAUCUUUCUCUUAUGUGGAGGGAGAGUCUUUAUUGAUGGCCUUAAAAGACAUUGCCUUGUCCUCAGGCUCCGCUUGUACAUCCGCAUCGCUUGAGCCUUCCUACGUGUUGCGUGCUUUAGGCGCUGAUGAUGAAAUGGCACACAGUUCGAUCCGUUUCGGUAUCGGAAGAUUCACUACAGACGAAGAAAUUGAGUUUGUUAUCAAGAGAGUAACUCAACAUGUGCAUAGAUUAAGAGAAAUGUCUCCUUUAUGGGAGAUGGUGCAAGAAGGCAUUGAUAUCAAGUCUAUUCAAUGGGCUCAGCAUUAAAAUAAUUUUUUUUUAUUGCAUCAACACUUGUAUAAUAAUAAUUAAAUAAAAAAUAUAUGACAGAAAAUCCGU